This is a messenger RNA of Anguilla rostrata (American eel), 5462 nucleotides long. It is a transcript of the gene prelid3a, whose product is annotated as PRELI domain containing 3A. Bases 163 to 735 code for a protein of 190 amino acids. Lineage: Eukaryota; Metazoa; Chordata; Actinopteri; Anguilliformes; Anguillidae. The record is from RefSeq and is a predicted model, not a curated record. Gene Ontology annotation, molecular function: phosphatidic acid transfer activity. The transcript has 6 exons. Gene Ontology annotation, cellular component: mitochondrial intermembrane space. Gene Ontology annotation, biological process: phospholipid transport.
AAUCGCUAUUGGUUGUGGUCGUUGUUUUUAGGCGGGUACAACACAUUAGAAUGAGCGACGCUAUUUUCUGUAGAAAAUGUACCGGUCACGAAGAUAAUUUGGGGGAAACAGGGAGAUAGGGUUUCUUCCUACAAGAAGAGGUACGAACCAGCAAUCAGAAAAAUGAAGAUUUGGAGCACGGAACACAUAUUCAGCUACCCCUGGGAGACAGUGAUCAAGGCUGCCAUGCGGAAGUACCCUAAUCCCAUGAACCCCAGCGUGGUGGGCGUGGACGUCCUGGACCGGAACCUGGACACCCAGGGGCGUCUCCACAGUCACCGGCUCCUCAGCACCGAGUGGGGCCUGCCGGCUAUCGUCCGAGCGAUUUUGGGAACCAACAGGACCUUAACCUACGUGAAGGAGCACUCCAUUGUGGAUCCAGAGAAGAAGCAAAUGGAGCUUUGUUCAACAAAUAUCACUCUGACUAAUUUGGUAUCCGUGGACGAACGUCUGAUAUACAGACCUCAUCCAGAAAAUCCUGAAGUCACUGUCUUGACACAGGAAGCCAUCAUCACCGUGAAAGGAGUCAGUCUGAGCAGCUACCUGGAGGGGCUGAUGGCUCUCAGCAUGUCAGCCAACGCUAGAAAGGGCUGCCAGGCUGUGGAGUGGGCGAUCAGGAGCCUGAGCUCCCACAUCACAGCAGUGACUGCCAGGUGGACAGCGCGGGGCUGCAGAUCUCCCACUGCGACCGGGUAAAGUCAGCAGGCCCGACCAGGCGAGCCCGGGGCGUGGCGGUGUGGACUGCCCAUAAACCGGGCAGCAUCGGCAUCGGCAAUCCAUGAGCUGGCAUUCAUUAUCACACGAGACAGGGUUUGUAUCGCAGCCCUAGAUGUCCUACACGAGGCCGAGUGCUUGUAAAUCCGCAGAUGUGAGUGAAAUCUAGGCUGCGACUUUGGUGUGGCUGCACUGUAAAUUUGUCCAUGUUUUUGGGGAACUCUAUGGUAGCAGUUCGCCACUGCGCAGGGACCAUUUGCAUUGUGCGGCCCGAUUGACUAGCCAAUGAAGCCCCGUUAUUGUACUGCCGCUGAACAAAAGGACAGAAAACAUGUUUUUUUUUUCUUUUUGUUUUUGCAGUGAUGUGAAAAUACACAGGCUUUAAAUUUGUGCUAAUUGGCCUGCCCACUCAUGCAAAUUACAGAUUGAGAGCCACUGCUCUAUGAGUUCACUGGUACAGCACCCCAAAUUUCAUCUAACAGGCGUACACACUGUUUUUAAUGUCGUGGGUUUUUCUUUUCUGAUGUCUGCAUGACGUGAGGGAAGCUACAAAAAAUAACAGAUGUGUCCUGUCGCCAUCAAAUUAAUGUAUUGUAACUGAUAUUUAUUCCUUAAAAUAAGGACAAAUUUUGGUUGGGUUAUUUCUGGGCCAAAAAGAAUUACUCAGAGAAUGGAAUUAUUAUAAAGCCAGUUAAUAUAGACAUACACCAAACUACUGUGUGAUUUAGGCACUUCACAUGUUGGUAAAGAAUAGCUAAGAACAUUAAUAGCCUGUAUUAAAUUUUUUGUUUUUUAUGCCCUGUACUAUGGAACAAGAGAUGUGCAAACAUACUGAAAAGAAGGUCUUGUUAGGGCAAGGUUAGAGAAAUCUAGUUGGAUACUAUUGAAGACUGCUUCAUAUGAAAGGCUCAUUUAUUUUUACUUUUAACCGUGAAAUCAUUUUAUUUGAAUGUUCCGCAGUCGUUAUAUGCACAAGACAUUUGAAAAUGUACGUUAACAGUUGAUCCAGAAUCGGUGAAAACUGAAAAGAAGCUUUCUCAUGUGAAAUGGCUUCCUUUCAGGCAAUAUUCUAGUUGCUGAUAAAGGAAACUGUGGUUAUUGUUAAAUUAUUAGCAUGCAUUUUUGCACAUGAGUUAUGUUGGCAUGAUGCAUGUAAGUGUAGAGUGGAGGUGCAAUGGAAAUGUAGACCUUGGAAGAGAUGCUAACCUGCUAACAGUGAUGUCUUACUCCCAGCAGUAGAGCUCAUUAGAUUCUGUGUAGAUGGGUAACCUUCCAGUAGUUAAUCACCCAUGCUUACAAAAUGAUCUUCAUAGUAUUCUCAUUCUGUUUAAACUGUAAAAUAGAAUCAUGGGUAUGUUUAUUAACAUUAUGACACACAUACAGUACACUGAUUUUUGUGGCUUUGAAUUAACAAUGAGGGUCAGUGAUGACUCGUGAUAAUUGUGUGUGCUUUUAUGUGUGUGGUAAAGGAAGCAGGGUAAGAGUGUUUUAGGUUUGACCGUAAGGUCACAGUGAGCCAGGCUACCUCAACUCUUCCUCUGUGUUAAACAUGGUGCUUCCACCAAAGCUUCUCUCCCAGUCACAGGCACUGUACACCGGUUAUUGUUAUAUUAUGCCGGUACCGCACACCAAUUAUGGCUCCAAUAAGCCAGUACUGCACAUUGGUUUUGGCUUAAUUAAGCUUUCCUACCGACAGGAGGGAGAGCUGGCCUAUUUCUCACCUAAACUGUUUUCAGAAAUAUAUUUUAGUGGACAGUUUAGGUGAAGAAGGAGAGUUUAUCAACGCUCCGCCAUAUUGCUCCAUUUUGAAAACGGGGAGCCAAAACCAAGGACCGCCCAGCGUCUAUCCAAUCAGGUGCCGGCAGUGUUCUGUGGUAGCAUACACCACUUGUUCGUAUUGAUCCCAUAGAGGCAUAUAUCCGACAGAACCUGCCUACCCUAUUUGCAUAGUACCGCCCAUUAAACGGACACCUUGGGGGUCCUGGCAUGUCAGCAGUCCUCUCGGGAUUGGGUGAGAACCCCCCUAUCAGACAAUGGCAAAAUGUACACUGUUUAUUUUCACAGGAUGAAAACCAAUAUGGCUGAAUUGUACAUUACCUGACACAUUUUAUGGUGUGGUUUCCUUUUACGUUACUAUAUGUAGAAAAUAAAUGCACUGAUUAAAAUACUGUGCUCUGGGGCCGUCUGGGUAGUGUAGAGGUAUAAGCACUCGCCUACUACCGCAGAGACCCCCGGCAGUGGUGCUUCCGGCUUGGUCAGACGUUCCUAUGAACACAAUUGGCAGUGUUCGCAGGUGGGAAGCCGGUGAGGGUAUGAGUCCUGAUAGUUGCAUUAGCGACUCCUACUGGUUGGUCGGGGUGCCUGUUCAGCAGGGAGGGGAUCUAGGGGAGAUAGAAUGAACCUCCGCACGUGUUACGCUCUCCCAGUGAAACUCCUCGCUGUCAGGUGAAAAGAAGCGGCUGGCGACUCCACAUGUAUCGGAGGAGGCAUGUGGUAGUCUACACCCUCCCCAGACCGACAGAGGAUAGCGCAUCGACCAGAACCGUGAUACACACGGGGAAUUGGUAUAACAACUAAAUUGGGUAGAAAAUGGCAAAAAAAAGAACUGCUCUGUAUAAACCAGUGACAAGCAACAGGGCGGUGUAUCCUUGGAGAUGCAUGUGACAUCUGUCAGUGAUGCAUAAUUCUACAAGAAUUUUUCUAUAAAUGACAUCAUCAAAACUGGAUUUUUUGAUUUCAUGAAAGUGAGAGGGCCUGAGCUUCUUUUCUUUAAGGAAAUGGAAACCUGUGAUGUAAGGUUGUCAAGUUUUAGUCUUUACUAUGUGGGUACACUUCACUAUGGUAUCAUGUAAAUUUAUAUGUUUACGAAAAGACUUGGAUUUCAAAAUGAGAAACCUGGGGCAGCUGUUGUAGCCUGUCUGCAGCUGGUGUCACAUGGGGGCAGGACUAUCAUUUUUAUUAAUGUGAGCGCGCUUAGUACCACCUCCCCCCACCAAUCCCAAUAAAUAAAAAAGAAACAAUGAAAAAUAAUGUGUACCCGAUGUGGAUACUCCAUUUAAAAUGCACUUGAAAGCUUGUCAUUUAACUAGGGCAGAUUUGGUCAACACUGAGCACUGUAACCCCAAAGUGGCCCAGAUGUGUGAUCUGUGGUCUGAGAAGCAGAUCUUAGGCACAGCACCAUGGAGAAUAUUAGCCUUGGGGUUUAUGAUCAGACCUGAGCCAACAGUGCUAGAGCUGCAGAUCAGGACCGCAUAUCUCUGUCUUCAGGGAUCGCCUUCUCUGAUCCGGUAAUGAAUGAUAAUGUGUUCCUCGGGAGGGAUGGCUGGGAUGUUAGGGUAUUCCCUGAUGAUUGGGGGGGGGGGUCACAGUAAACCAAGAAUGGGCAAAGUUAAUGGAUUUGUUCACAGUGACUGAUUUCAAAACUCGUAACUCCACCUGCUAUGAGGUUCAUGAAACCGGGCUCUCCCAUUACCCUGUCUCUAUAUUACAUUACAUUACAUUACAGGCAUUUGGCAGACGCUCUUAUCCAGAGCGACGUACAACAAAGUGUAUAACCAUAACCAGGAACAAGUAUGACGAAACCCCUAGAGAGAAGUACCGGUCCAAGUACAGGGAACAACCGCAUAGUUCAACUUGGACCCUGAUGGUUAAACUGAUUAACACUAACAACGAGAACGGCAACAACGCAAUCUAUGGAAAAAUAAAAAUAAAUAAAAAUACAAGUAGUCGUUAAGACAGGCGCAUCAACUAAGUCACCUAUGAAACAGCUGCCUAGUUACAACCCUAAGUUUAGUCAUUUACAGGGGGGAAGGGAGGGAUGGGGAGAGGUGCAGCCUGAAGAGGUGGGUCUUCAGUCGUCGUUUGAAAUGGGUCACAGUCUCAGCUGUUCUGACCUCCACAGGGAGGUCAUUCCACCAUCGUGGGGCCAGAACAGACAGGAGACAUUAGUCACCUCCUGCCAAUCAGACACAUCCAGUCUGCCUGUACCUGCUGUGUAUGACGAGCAGCCCUCCAGUGCAGGCUGACGGAUUCUGCCACAUUGGUUUUACUUACAGUUGGAUAAUAUAUAUGCGGAAAAGGUAAAAACAGGUGAUGUCAAGAUUUUUGAAAUAGCACCUAGGGUUAUUCUGUGAGAAUGCAGAACUUGGAUGAGGUGCUUGGUUGGAUGUACAGGGACUGUUGAAUUGUAGUGUACAUGGAAUAUCCAACUAAGACUUGUUCAUUUUCAACUACUUGAGUUUCUAGAGCACUGACAAUUCAUUUCAAACUAUCAUAUAUUAAUGCUAAUGAAAGUUGAAAGGUAAUUACUGAUUUGUACGUAUUAAUUUCAGAGAACAACCCUGGGUGCCUUUUUAAGUAUCCUGGGAAGUAUCCCAGAGACCUGCUAAACCAGCUGAUCUAUGUUCAUUUAUGACCCCAAUUAGCCACCACUGGGCUAACCUCACUGACUUCAAAUGUCUGUUCACUGCUUUUGUGUAUUAAAGAUAUUUAUAUGAAUGUAAUAUUUAUUUAUAUACUGUUGUUUGCUAAUCAAGCCAACUGUUCAUUUGUUUGGUUGAAAGAAAAUUCCUGUAAUGCUGUUUUUUUUCUUCUUUGUGAUAUUAUUCAAGCGGAAAUAUAAUGCAAAAUAUAUUUGUAUAGGUUCAUUUAAUUUAUUGAAACAAAAACCUUUUGCAAUACCUACAAUAAACUAAAUGCAUUUUAAGUGA